AUUGUGAAAGGUCCGCCGCCUGCUGCUGCAGCGCAGCCACUAUCUCGCGCUGGGACCAAUCUCCCCUGCCAGGCUCGCGUGCUGGGGCCGGGCAGUCCAGCCCCCCCCCACCCCCCUCCUCCAGCGCGCGCGCGCGGUUAUCUCUCUGCGCCGCUCGGCCCUGAGCGUGUCUAGGGAAAGGUUUCCGGCGGAUCAGCAGGCGGCGGCCGCCCAGCCAGACGUCCCAACCUUUCUGAAUAUUUCAUUGGCGCUGCCCGCCGGGGCUGCACGGCCACUGACGGCUGCACAGAAGAGCGAGCUCCCGCAGAGCCGCUUCCUGCCCCUUGCGAGCCUCUCAGGGCGGGCUUUGAGUCCUUGUUGCAAACGAGGGAUUGGUUUUGGAAAUGAAACCCCUCUGCUGGAGCUGACCCGCUGGAGAGCCUGCCCAGAUGCAAUGAAACCCACAACAAAACCCCAAACAAACCUCACAUCUCUCUGAACUCUUUAGUGGCCAGAGGAUGAGCCAGGAGCAGCUUUCCUAUAAAAAUCCCCGCCGGGGGCUGUGAAACAGUUUGAGGAGGGAAGGGCUGGAUAUGUUGCUGGAGAAGAGUUGCAGAAGGGAAGGUCCCUUUUUGGGGGCGCCGCAGCCCUUAAUGCACGAGAAAAAUCAACCAACCAAGAGACUUAUUAUUGCCGUGUUUCAGCUGUGAGCAGGCUUUCCCGCACCCGCCAGGAGCCUGCUGAGACUGGCCCCGGAGAGUCAUAGCUGAGGGUCGACCCCCUCCUCCAGAAUCUCUCUGCAAAACGCCCCGCGCGCUCUCUUCCCCUGGAAGCCCCUGCAGGGGGCAGCGGAUGACGCGCUGUGCUGCCCUGGGCAGGCGUGGACUGAGAGGGGGGCCACAGCCCAAGGCGCGCGCGGCGGGGGGGGGGGGGAGCUCGUGGACCGAGCUGUGAAAUCGCCCACGCUUGUGCCAAGCUAGCGGCGGAGAGGCGCGCAGUGGAUGCCCGCGGAGGUGCCCCCCCCCCCUCCACCCAUCCAUCCAUCCCCGGGCUGGCCGCAGUAGCCGAGCUCUGCUGCGCUGCGCCGUCGCCGGCGCUCGCUGGGUGCUGGGGCCGGCCUUGUGGAGUCAUCGCUGAACGCCCAGCAGCGAGCCGCGAAGAACUCCGCGCAUAAAGUUUGUUUCCAGCCGCCACCUGCUUCGGCAGCCCCUCCGGCUCCCUCGGCCCUGGGGCGCCCUCCUGCUUGCCCGUUCCCAGGGCCGGGGAAAGCUCAAGCCCAGCUGCCUCUGCCGCCGAUGACCUCCCGCUGCCGCCCCGUGCUGCUCUGAGGACACAGGCGGCGGCGGCGGCGGCGGCAGAAGAGGAGCCGGGGAGCCCGUAUGGCCGCUCCCAGCGAGCCGGUGGCGAGCGCGGCCGCUCCUGUCGCUCCUGCGGGCCGGGGGCUGCUGUGAGCCCGGGGAGGGCGGGCGGACUGCGGCUGCCUCGGAGCUUCUCCUGCGGAGCACUGCGGGGCCGAGCAGGCGGCGGCGGGGGAUGUGGCCGGCGGGAGCGGCCGGCCGGCUGCCCUGUCCGCGGGACUCGGCGCUCCGGCGGGCGGCUUUCUCCGGGAACCUCUCGGCUCUGCCGUCUCACCUAGCGCCCAGCGGCAGGAGCGUCCGGGUCUUCAUCAGCGCCAACCCCGAAGAUACAGUAGCAGAAAGAAGUACCCUAAGAGAACAUGUUUGUCCCAAGCUGAGAGAAUUCUGCAGAGAAAACUAUGGGCUGGAAUUACAGGUCAUAGACUUAUACUGGGGAGUAGAAACAGAAGAGUGGGACAGUCCUGAGCUCCAGAAGACUCGUAUGAAGCUGUUAGAAGAUUGCUUGAAAACUUCUGCAGGUCCAUGUUUUGUUGGCCUGUUGGGAGAAAAAUAUGGGACCAUCCGAAUACCAGGAGAAGUUGAAUCAUCGGAAUUUGAAAUGAUCCUAGAUGCUGCUGUGGAGGCAAAGCUAGAGACAAGGAUUUUGGAAGAGUGGUACUGUAGAGAUGAAAAUGCGGUGCCACCAGCAUAUUACCUCAGACCAAAAUCUGAAAUGCUGAAGAACAAUCUUAAUACGAUGGAAUCAUCUUCAAAUUCUAUGAAUGAGAACAAAUGGAAGGACAUAUCAGAAGAGAUUAAGAAGAUUUUUAAGACUGCUGUGAAGUUGCUGCAUGAAAAAGGAAAAAUGAAACACAGCCAAGCAAAGAGAUAUCUUUCCUCUGCUGUUGAAGAUGAGCUUGAUUUUGCCUUGGGAAAACAAACAGCAGCUUUCCUGAAGAAGUGUGUCUGUUACAUUCGGAAAAUUGCCAACAUUGAACGUUUUGUUAAAAUUCCAGAGAUGGGAAAAUACAUGGAUGUAAUUCAUAUAGGUGGGAAAGUUCUGCGGGAUCCAGAAACCCAUGAGAAAUUGAUCAAACUCCGGGAUGAAUUUAUUCCUACUAUUGUUGCAGCAUCUAAUCUGAGAGUGUACACUUCUGUUACUCAUUGUGACAUGAAACUUGGUUAUUCACAAGAAGUGGAAAACCACUACAUUGAAGGACUUGGUAAACAGUUCUACGAAGACAUGAUUGAUAUAAUUCAGGCAACAGUACAACAGAAUUUUGACACUGAGACAGACUUGCUUUAUGAUGAAGUCCUUCAACACUCUUCAUUAUGUAAAACGUACUCCUCUUUCUAUGAGUACAGGUGUGAGGCGCUAAACAUAGUUCAUAGAUACACUCUGCACAGCAAAACAGGACAUAUUAACCCUCUUAUCAUAUAUGGAGGACCAUGCACUGGAAAAACCCUUUUAUUAGCUGAAGUGGCAAAGAAGGCUUAUACUUGGCUGCAGGAAGAGAUGGGACCAGAAUCUGACCCUGUGGUAGUUAUAAGAUUUUUGGGAUCCACAGAAAUGAGUACAGAUCUUAAGAAUCUGCUUCAAAGUAUUUGUGAACAAUUAGCAAUUAAUUAUCGUUGCCUAGUACAAAGUUAUCCUAAAAAGAUUCAUGAUCUUCGGGACUUGUUUAUAAAUCUGUUGAAUGAGUCUUCAUUUCACAGACCACUGGUUAUAAUAUUUGAUGCCCUAGAGCAGCUUUCAGAUAACGAUGAUGCUAGGAAACUAUGGUGGCUCCCCAUUCACCUUCCCCGUUCAGUACGGAUAAUCAUGUCAACACUGCCGAACAAACAUGGGAUCCUGCAAAAACUGAGGUGCCUUAUUCAUGAAGAGGACAACUACAUUGAGUUGAUUUCAAGAGACAGAAAGAUGUGCAGCCAAGUACUGAAACAUCAGCUGCUGCGUGUUAAAAGAAAAGUAACAUCAGGGCAACAAAUUUAUGUCAAUGAAGCUUUUUCAAAGUGCACACUGCCUAUGUUUGUAAACUUAACCUUCAGAGAGGUUAGGAACUGGAGAUCUCACAAAGAUGUUGAUGAGUCCUCCCUUUGUGUCACUGUUCAUGAAAGCAUCGAGCAGUUAUUUUGGUCAUUAGAAAACAAGUGUGGGCUAAAGCUAUUGUCGAGAGCACUGGGCUACAUCACAAUGUCCAAAUCUGGCCUGAGUGAAAUGGAAUUGGAAGAUAUUUUAGCUCUUGACAACAGUGUUAUGUAUGAGCUAAAUGAUAGUGUCAGGCAAUGUAACCCAUUGAGGGUACCUUACAUAUACAUUGCAAGGCUUAAGGAGGGCUUAAAGGGAUACUUGAUAGAGCGGCAAGUGAAAAAUGUAACACUUCUAGUGUGGGCAAAUAGGCACCUGCAGCUUAUUGCCCAGAAAUUGUAUCUCCACAGUGAGGAAGAUGUACAUGAAAUGCAUACAAUCAUGGCAGAGUACUUCCUCGGAGUUUGGUCAGGUGGAAGAAGGAAAUCUUUUUACAGCCAAGAUCAAUAUUUGAAUGGGUGCCUUGACAAUAACAGUAGAAGCAUGAAUGAUGAGGAGAAGCACUGUAUGGAUCUCACCUCUUUUGACAGGCAAGCACCUGAUCAGCCGUGGGUCUUUCAGUGUAAUCCAUUAGAGCCUGACAUCUUUUUUGUCAAUCACAGAAAAAUGACAGAACUUUUGUAUCACUUGACAAGAUGUGGAAGAUCAGACGAUCUGCUGUAUGGUGUCAUUAUGAACUUCAGCUGGCUGUACACAAUGAUUAAAAUAGGACAGUUUGACAAAGCACUUUCUGACAUAGAAUUGGCUUAUAACUAUUCACAAGAAAAGGAGCUGAAAUUUCUGGCAAGUACCCUUCGCAGUAUAAAGUUCAAAGUAACAAAAUAUCCAGGUUCACUCUCUGCUGAAUUGCAACAGAGGCUUCUUCCAGUUGUCAGCUCAUUGCCUAAAUUGAGACACCUUCUUUUAGAAUGUGACAAAGAUGGACCCAAAUACUGCUCUAUCGUUCCUUUGCACUCCUCCAUGGAUGUGACUUACAGCCCUGAGCGACUACCCUUGUCAUCCAGUUGCAUGCAGGUCACUGAGAUCCUGCCUACUUUUAAUCCAAAUACAAUCAUUGCUGCUCUGGAAAAUGGCUCCAUCAGUACUUGGGAUGCAGAGACUCGCCAGCUAUUAAGGCAAAUUACAACAGCUCAAUCUGUUAUCUUAGGGAUAAAACUUACAAAUGAUGAAAAAUAUCUUGUAGUGGCUACAACAAAGAACACACUUUUGAUUUACGAUAAUCAAAAUUCCUGUCUUUUGUCUGAAGUAGAAAUUAAGGGAUCAAAACAUUGUGGAAUUGGGGGAAGCUCAAAUUUUAUAAAUGGAUUUACACUGUCCAUUAAUCAUGCACUUGCUUGGCUGGAAGCCAGCAAAGAUGUUACUGUAAUAGAUCUACUUUAUGGGUGGCCUCUUUAUCACUUCCACUGCUGGUAUGAAGUGACUUGUGUACAGUGUUCUCCAGAUGGAAUCUAUGCAUUCUGUGGUCAGUACCUUAACACCACCACUAUAUUUCACUUAGGAAGUGGAGAGAAACUGUCCACCGUGACCUCUGAAUUUUCAGGUGGAUUUGUCAAAUUUCUUUUUGUUCUGGACACUGCUCAAGAAAUGGUGAUGGUGGACAAUGAGGGCGGCCUUUCAGUUUGGAACACUGAGGAAAUCACAAAUCCCCAACUGACAGAUGACUUCGACUGCAGGAAAGAAGACAGUGAAGUUGUCAGCAUUGAACUUUCUGAAGACCAAAGUGCAAUUUUAAUUUGUAAGGCACUCAGUAUAGAACUUCUCGACACUGGCAUGUGGAAAGUGGCUGAAAAGUUCAGAGCAAAACACAAUGAGCGCUUUAUAUCUGCUGUGUUAUCCAAAAACGGUGACUGUAUAAUUGCUUCUAUGGAAAAUACCUCAGCCAUUUUUGUUUGGAGGAGAGAUACAGGACAGUGUAUGGCAAGCUUACAGGAAAUCUCAGGAACCAUAGUCAGACUAAUUAAACCCAGUCACCAUAACAUGCUGCUAUCCUUAUCCACCAGUGGUGUCCUUUCUAUCUGGGAUAUAGAUAUCAUAACUGCUAUGUCCAAUAUUGACAAAUCUGGCAAACCCAUCCAAAGACUGGUGUUGCCAACCAGAGGUGAAUUAAUUUAUACACUGGAUGGAUCAGAAUCUGUACAUAAGUGGAACUUCAGCACUGGAUUCAUUGAAGCUGUGUUCAAACAUGAAGGUAUUGUUGAAAACUGUGUGCUGACCUCUUCUGGAGACAUAAUGAUUACAUCAGAUGACAAAUGUAGCCAAUAUGUAUGGCACACCAUUACCGGCGAAAAUAUCUUCCGCAUUAACGGACAAAGGAUAUCUCAGCUGAUGAUUACACACAACGAUCAGUUUGUCGUCUCGCUCUGUGAACAAAAUGCCUCCAGAGUUUGGCGACUGGCCACGGGACACAGAGUUUGCAAUAUUUUAGUUGCCUUACAGAAUGCGUUUAUAACCACUGCUAAUACAUUUGUAGUUGGAAUGACAAAGAAUAAAGUGUUGGCAGUAAGUCUCUGGACAGGAAGUAUAACCAAGAAAUUUUGCUGCGAUGAUGGUGCCACAAUUGUUAAUAUUAAAUUGAUCCCAGACUGCCCAGAUAUUGUAGUGUUUAUAACAUCCACUGAAACAGUGAACAUCUGGAGUCUGACAGAGGAAGUAAUCUGCAGGCGUGUACAAUUGCCUAGUAAUUUCUUAAAAGAUUUAGAAGACUUUGAAAUAUCCCCCAAUGGGAAGCUAGGAAUUCUAUCCCAUGGUGAUGAGAACAUCAAUGUGCUUGAUUUACACAGCGGCAAACUUCGUGUGGUUCAUGCCCCCGGCAUUAUCUGGCGACAGAGGCUGUCCCGUGAUGGCCGCUAUCUUGUGUACAUCUGUUUUCGUAAUGAAGAGGAUGACGACAAUGGUGCCAUCUCUAGCUUAAUUGUAAUGAGACUGGCUGAUGGUAAAAACAUUGGUGCUUGUUCCCUUUACAAAACUCCAACCUUUCUUUCUCUCUCACAGAGGCAUUUGAAUAUUAUUGUUGGCUUUGAUGAUGGAAGUAUAGGUACUUACACUGUAGUGGAUCGAGUAGAUGCAGCACUGAAAAUUAAAAUUGCUACUUCAAAUAGCCGUCAAAUUUUCAGUAAUGCAACACAAGUGAUUAGGCCCAAGUGUCACAAUUAUAGCUUCAAGGUGAAUGCAGACUGCAUUUGGAGAGAGUCUACUGAAGUGUUUGCAAGAGAUAGCCCCAUCACAGUGACAGACCCUGAGACAAGCGAAACAACAACACCCAAAAAACAUAACUACUGUUAUGACAAAGUGUGUGCAGCCAUAGAUUGCAGAGGACACAAUUUUGCUGCUGAUAACUGAUUAGAAACAUGUACUUAGUUUUCCUGAAUACAUAAUACAUAUGCAUAGGCUAGUCUUCUGAUUCAAAAGUAAGUACCAGUGCAUUUCUUGAAAGACGAAGAACAGCUGAGGGCAGGAAUGCUGUUUUUCUCAACAAAUAUUCUUACAUUUAUGUGAACAAAAAUAAGCAAAAAAAAAAAAUCAACCAAAUGUGAAAAACAUUUAUCCAAUGGGCUGCAGGGUUUUUAAAAUUUUGGAAUACAAGGUUUAGUCCAAGGUUAGAUCCAGGGCCUUCACUGACAAUUUCUAGCAAUACUAUUACAAUUGUUAUACCAUUACAGGAAUUAGAUAAUCUUAUUUGGGGGUUGCCAGAGUUUUAGCUAGAGACAAAACUCAAUUUAUUGUUGGAUAGGAGGCAAGACACUAUUUUAUAAUCCAGAUAGCCUCGUGGACAAAGCUAGGUCAACUGUUACCCUGAGUUUAUACCCACUUGCAAAAAUGUGUUUUUCUGCUUGAUGGUGCAAUGACAAGAUGUCACCUGCCAACCUGGAACACUUGAUGCAUUCCAUCAUUUAAAGAAAUAGCUACUUUUUUUAAAAAAAAAUUGGGAUUAACGUUUGAGUUGAAAGGGGUAGAAGCCAAUCAACAACAAACACAUCUACAUGUGAGGUAAUAAAUCAGUCUUCAUCUAAAUGGAAUGAAAUGAAAUGAAAGUACUGAAAGUUACAAACAUUGCAUGCAAGGAUUUUUCUAUAGUCUGAUAAAAAUGAUAAAAACUAGUUAUUACCUAGGUCAUAAAAGAAGAAGUUUAACACUGAAAUUGUAUUGUUUUUCUAUCUCUUUUACAGUGCAUAUUAGUACUGGAUAAAACAAAUACUUUUUCAAAGAGAAAGGGCAUUAACAGAUAAACAGUCAAACACCUGUUCACUUCUCUCUUUAAAAGGUUACUUAUUCCCUCUGUUGUAUAAAAGUUUGGAAUAUCUCUUAAGUCCCUACAGUGAUCUUAAUAGAAAGCUUUCAGACAUGCCAUGUAUUAUUCUUGAUAAUGUUUGCCUUAUUACUACCAUUCCUAUUCUUUCCUGUGUUCAACACAGAUCAGAUGACCAAAUACUCUGGGACUAACAGAAUAUGCGUGUAUAUGUGUUGAAAUAUUCCAUAAAAUCUAAAGGCUGUCCAAAGGUUCUUUACUGUUCCAAUUGGUAAUGGAUUUCUUACUUUUACAUACUAUAUGUAUGCUCCUUUAUGUUUCACUUCUUGCUUUACAACUGUUCUGAGCCUUUUAUACAGUUUUAUCAGUUUCAAGACAGAAAUUGUGAAAUAUUGUCAACUAUUUUUUAAAAAACAGCUUCACCUAACUAAAAGAAGUGGCUAUCUGUAUCUAAAGGGUGAAAAGGUCCUCCCAUCCCACCCUUUACUUAUCUUAAACAUGGCAUGUCCUUGGCAAACUUUUAAAAGAAUUUAAAUAAAUCACAUUUUUCUUUUUGGGAAGUUAGAACUCCAUGCCACUAAAUUUCCAAGAAACGAAUGCCAACCUAGGGUUUAACGUAGUGUGUGAAUGUUCUAUGUAAAAGCCAAUAUAGUAUAUCAAGUGACUUGAAUGACUUUUCCUAACUUGUUUGCAACUUAAUAGAUCAUAUUGAAUGUUUUUAUGUAAAACUUUGUAUUGUUGGGAAGAAUUACCCAAUCAGAGAGUUAUAUUUUCAUAAAUGUUAAAUUUAGUUAAAUUUUGUUACAGAGUUGUUAAAUUAGAAAUCUAUUGCAGUCUUCAAACAAUAUACAGUCUUGUGUAAUCAUUGUUUGUAUGAAUAAACUAA
Messenger RNA from Dermochelys coriacea (leatherback sea turtle), 8537 nucleotides. RefSeq names its product NACHT and WD repeat domain containing 2 (gene NWD2). The transcript is spliced from 7 exons. The record is from RefSeq and is a predicted model, not a curated record. Lineage: Eukaryota; Metazoa; Chordata; Testudines; Dermochelyidae. The coding region runs from base 1513 to 6744 and encodes 1743 amino acids. Gene Ontology annotation, molecular function: protein binding.